This is a messenger RNA of Emiliania huxleyi CCMP1516, 780 nucleotides long. RefSeq lists its product as hypothetical. The record is from RefSeq and is a predicted model, not a curated record. The transcript has 3 exons. Bases 1 to 780 code for a protein of 259 amino acids. Lineage: Eukaryota; Haptophyta; Isochrysidales; Noelaerhabdaceae.
AUGGCCUUUUGGCGCGGCGCUGCUAUGUGCCUGCGCGAUCAUGGCGCGUUCAGGGGCGGCCCGUUUUUAGCAAAAACCAGAUACCACAUCGCGUGUGGUUGUCGAAAAACCGCAUCUUCGCCCGUCUGGGACCUCUUCGUACGGCUCCAAAAACGGCUCCUUAACGACGGCUACGCGGCCCGGCGGUCGAUCUGCGCCUUCUCAGCGGUGGAGGGGAUGUGGGCGGUACGUGCGGACCGCGUGGUGCUGCGACGGCACACCGAUGAGUCGCCCGAUGAGCCGCUGCGCGCUGCGCUCGGCUGCGGCGACCCCGCCUCGCAGCAGUACCUGCCGCCCACGCCGCGCGAGACGGCGCUCGGCUGGAUGGAGGAGGCCGAGGUGGUCGGGCUCGUCUGCACGCACACCUGCCUGCCGCACGGCCAGGCCUACCGCGACAGCCGGGGCGGCGCCGCCGAGUGGGGACGCGCCGUCUUCAACAAUGGCAGCGCGGGGAUGCCCAACUUCGAGGGGCAGCGCUUCGGCCUGAUCACGCGGGUGAGCGCCGACCUACUCGAGUACAAGCCGUGCCGCCCGACUCGCUCUACGGCGUCGCCGCCGGCGGGCUGCGCUUUGAUGCGCUGCCCGUGCACACACGGCUGGAUGGCCCAAUUCGAGGCGGUCUGGCCAGCGGGCUCCGACGCGCACGCCUCGUACCACGCGCGGCUGGUCCGCGGGCCGGGCGGCUUCACGCGGAGGCGCGGCUUCACGCGGAGGCGCGCGGCGAGAGAGGGCGUGUCUUGA